AUGAUCUCAUCCAUCUUUCUGCCUCUGGCUUUUGCUGUCUGUCAGGUCUCGUCGAGUCCCAUUCAUCAAAGAAGAGCACUUUCCCAAAACGACAUCAUCGGCCUGCAAUUGGCUGGCUACCUCGAGAACCUGGAACUAAGCUUGUACACCGGUGGCUGUGAAGGCUUCACCGAUGUAGAAUGGAUCGCAGCUGGCUUUCCUUCAACCUUUCAACAAGACAUAUGCGCUAUCGCAGAACAACAGAAUCAGACAAGCUUCAUCGCCUCUUCUCUCGAGUCCAACGGGAUUUCCGCCCCUCAGGCAUGCAGCUACAACUUGUCGUACGACUCACCCACAAGUUUUGUUCUCCUCGCGAACCAAAUCACGUCCAUAAGCCUCGGCUUCUAUCUCGGAAGUCUGAAUGACUUCUCACCAGCGCUUCAAACAGUUGCUGCUUCAAUUCUUUCGGUAGAAGCUCGUCACGAUGCUAUUGUCAGAAACGGAAUGGGUGCAUCUCCUUUUCCCACCAACCUCGAUGUACCAUUGAGCUCCGUCUGGGCAUACAGUUUGGCACAGAAAUACAUCUCGUCUUGUCCACGACAGUUGCCCAUCGAUCUUCUACCACCACUCGGCUUCAAUGGCAUGUCAGGCAGCAGUCUUAGCUUUGGCUAGAGUCCAAAUGCCAACAACUUCUCAGCCCCGACUGAAGCGGGUCAAGCUCUUUAUCUUGCAAUCGUCCACGCCAACGCCACUGAUCCGAGCUAUCAACAGGUAUUGACAACGGGGCAAGGUCAAGGUACAGCACAACUUCCAGAAGGUCUUGGAGGAGUGGUUUAUGCUGCUCUUACAGCUUCCUCGGGAGACUUGACAUUUCACGAGCUCACAACUACUGGCACUUUGG
Messenger RNA from Aureobasidium pullulans EXF-150, 880 nucleotides. RefSeq lists its product as uncharacterized. The record is from RefSeq and is a predicted model, not a curated record. Bases 1 to 651 code for a protein of 216 amino acids. Lineage: Eukaryota; Fungi; Ascomycota; Dothideomycetes; Dothideales; Saccotheciaceae. The transcript is spliced from 2 exons.